Messenger RNA from Nezara viridula (southern green stink bug), 1188 nucleotides. Lineage: Eukaryota; Metazoa; Arthropoda; Insecta; Hemiptera; Pentatomidae. The record is from the annotation of a GenBank genome assembly.
GUUCAGUUGUUUACUUCAAAUAUUGGAACAGUUGUGAAGGAUAGUGCCUGAAAGUAGAAGUAGAGUGCGGUGCUGUUGAUCCACUUUUACAAAAGGAAAGGUUUCUACUUCGUUUCGCGUUUUAGUUUCAGCUUAAGGCACGUCUGAUUUUCCACUGUUGUGGACGUUUAUAUUUAGCUUGUAGAUGUUGAUGCUUAAGGCAACGAUUUUAGUAUUACUGACUAGCUACAGCACGUCUUUCUGCUCAACAAGUGUCGUACGUGUUUUCCAGUGAUGAUAUCUGAAGCCUGGAUAUAAGUCUCAAUUCUUUGCACCUGUUUCUGACGUCACUGAGACUCUAUAUUUUAAUUAAUCUCAAUCUGUGUGAUUAAAAGGGAUGUCAUAGGUGGUUUUCUAUCAACCAAAAUGCCUGUCUUUCUACUUAUGUGACAUCAGCCACAAUCUUAUAAGGCCAAUGAUACAUAAGCAGUACAAAUUAUUACAGCCAUGGGUCUCCUGUUAUCGAAGUUAUGGAGUCUAUUUGGGAAUGAAGAGCAUAAAAUCGUGAUAGUAGGCCUUGACAAUGCUGGUAAGACUACAAUACUCUAUCAGUUCCUGAUGAAUGAGGUGGUUACCACCUCUCCUACAAUUGGCUCCAAUGUUGAAGAAGUUGUGUGGAAAAAUAUUCACUUUAUUAUGUGGGACUUGGGAGGUCAGCAAUCACUGAGAGCUGCUUGGGCCACAUAUUAUACAAAUACGGAAUUUGUUAUUCUUGUGAUAGACUCUACUGACAGGGAAAGAUUGUCUGUAACUAGAGAAGAACUGUAUCGGAUGUUAGGUCACGAAGAUCUUUCUAAAGCGGGGGUUCUGGUGUAUGCAAAUAAACAGGAUGUUAAGGGCGCUAUGUCAGCUGCUGAGAUAAGCAGACAACUUGACCUUACUAGUAUUAAAAAACACCAGUGGCAUAUACAGGCUUGUUGUGCAUUAUCUGGAGAAGGUUUAUACCAAGGGCUGGAAUGGAUUUGCUCUCGACUGAAGAGAAAAUGAUUAUGGCUCAAUGAAUAUACUCUUGUGUAAAUAGACUGUCAUUUUCUUUCAUCUUGUAUAUAUGUUUCCUUCGACGAGUUUAUAUAAAGCUAUGAAAUCACCAUGUAUUUAUAUGUAUUAAAGUAAAUAAAGUAUAUUGUUUUUUUGUUUAUUUUAUAUUAA